AUGGCAACCAAAAGCAAUUGGGAAGUGGUGAAAGACCGCAUGACGUUGAGCCCCGUCUACGACCCCGAAGCCACGAUGAAGGCGAACCUGGAGAACGCAGAACCAGAACUCUGCAUCCGCCUGCUGCAGGUCCCCACCAUGCUGAACUACUCUGGUCUGUGUCGGCGGCUGGAGAGCAGCGACCGCUCCUGGAUGGAGCAGUUCCUGGAGCAGCGGGGUCUGGACCUGCUGAUGGAGGCUCUGCAGAGGCUCUCAGGGAGGGAGGGGCGGAGGGAUGGGGGGGGCUGUUCCCGUCUCUUGGGGGGGGAGGGGGGUGGCUCUUCCCGCCUCCCUGAUGCCCUCCUGCAGCUCACCUGUGUCUGCUGCAUCAGAGCCGUCAUGAACUCUUCAGCUGGACUGUUCUUCAUCCUGAACAACCAGGACCACGUCAGGACCCUCACACAGGCUGUGGACACCUCUAACAUCAUGGUGAAGAUGCAGGUGUUUGAGCUGCUCGCUGCUCUCUCUCUGUUCCACGCUCAGGGGCGCCACCUAGCGCUGGACGCCCUCAACUACUACAAGAGUGUGAAGAAGCAGCAGUACAGGUUCAGCGUGGUGAUGAAUGAGCUUCAGGGAACAGACAACGUUCCCUACAUGGUGACGCUGAUGAGUGUGAUCAACGUGCUCGUGUUGGGAGAGGAAGACCUGAGGAAGAGGAGCCGUCUGCGGCAGGAGUUCAUCGGUCUGCAGCUGCUGGACCUGCUGCCCCGCCUCAAGGCGACGGAGGACGAGCACCUGAACAUCCAGUGCUAUGCGUUCGAGGAUUCGCUGACGGAGGACGAGGAGGAGAUGGAGCGACUGUACGGAGGCAUCGACAUGAGCAGCCACCAGCAGGUCUUCACCUCGCUGUUCACCAAGGUAUCCAGCAGUCCAAUCUCCGCCCAGCUGCUGUCCAUCCUGCAGGCCUUGCUGAUGGUGGAUGUGGAUCGGGUGGAGGUGUGGUUGGCGCUGGAGCAGUUGGCUGACAGAGUGUGUCUGCUGGCUCAGGAUGGUGACGUAGAUUCUGCCGACCGCCUGCUGGAGAGGCUCCUCCCCCCCAGGUCCAUCUCAGCCAAUCAGAGGAUCCGAACCAUCGACAGGGCGGUGCAGACUCGUCUACCUGACAGCCCUGUCGGCCAAUCAGAGGCGCUUAUUAAAGACGACUUGAAAAAUUCUGCGUCUCAAGCUCCCCCCCCCCCUCCCCCUCCCCCUCCCCCUCCUCCUCUACCUGGUAUUGUAGCCCCCCCUCCCCCUCCUCCUCUACCUGGUAUGGGAGCCCCACCUCCCCCUCCUCCCCCCCCUCCUCUACCUGGUAUGGGAGCCCCUCCCCCUCCUCCUCCUCUACCUGGUAUGGGAGCCCCACCUCCCCCUCCUCCCCCCCCUCCUCUACCUGGUAUGGGAGCCCCUCCCCCUCCUCCUCCUCUACCUGGUUUGGGAGCCCCUCCCCCUCCUCCUCCUCUACCUGGGAUAGGAGUCCCUCCCCCCCCUCCCCCUCCUCUACUUGGUAUGGGAGCCCCCCCUCUAAGUGACAUCAUCGUGGCUCAGACGGUGCAGGGUCUGGGCAUCCCCGCCCCCGCUGUGAGCCCCACCCGCUGCCCCACCCUCCGCAUGAAGAAGCUGAACUGGCAGAAGCUGCCGUUCAGAGCGGUGACAGCUCAGCGCUCUCUGUGGACAUCAGCGUCCUCAGACUCGGUGGAACCAGACUACUCCAGGAUCGAGCAGCUCUUCAGUCUCCCUCAAACUGAGACCAAGACCAGAACCAGGACCGAGCCCAAAGAGGUCUCCUUCAUCGACACCAAGAAAAGCCUCAACCUCAACAUCUUCCUCAAGCAGUUCAAAUGUUCCCAUGAGGACUUUGUGUCUCUGAUCCGGAGUGGAGACAGAUCCAAGUUUGAUGUGGAGGUCCUGAAACAGCUGAUCCACCUGCUGCCUGAGAAGCAUGAGGUAGAGAACCUGAAGUCCCACCAAGCAGAAAGGGACAAGUUGGCGUCAGUGGAUCGGUUCUACCUGCUACUGCUGGACGUCCCCAGUUACUCUCUGAGGAUCGAGUGCAUGCUGCAGUGUGAGGAGAGCAGCAGUUUGUUUGAGACUCUGAAACCUAAAGCUGAGCUGCUGGACCGGGCCUGCCAGAGUGUGAGGGAGAGCACUCGGCUGCCGAGCUUCUGUAAACUCAUCCUGGAUGUUGGAAACUUUCUCAACUAUGGCUCCCACACAGGGAACGCUGAGGGGUUUAAGAUCAGCACUCUGCUCAAACUGACAGAAACCAAAGCAAACCAGUCCAGAGUCACCCUGCUGCACCACAUACUGGAGGAAGUGGAGCAGAACCAUCCUGACCUUCUGAACCUGCCUGAUGACCUGGAGAUCUGUGAGAGAGCUGCUGGGGUGAACUCAGAGUCUAUCCAGUGUGAACUUUCCACUCUGAACAAACAGCUGAAGAACUCUGAGAGGAAACUUUCAUCUGCAGCCGCUGACGUGCAGCAGCAGUACCUGUCCUCCAUCCAGGGCAGCCUGGCGGCGUGCGAGCGGCUGCAGCAGCUGCUGAUGUUGGUGGAGGAGCGGAGGACGGAGCUGUGUGUGUAUCUGUGUGAAGACAGCAGCCGCUUCUCUCUCUCUGAACUCUUCAUCACCAUCAAGACCUUCAGAGGACUCUUCCUCCGAGCUCUGAAGGAGAACGAGAGCAGGAGGAAACGGGAGGAGGAGAGCAGGAGGAAGCAGGAGGAGAAACGACGGCGAGGAGACAUCAAGACCGGUGAGUCUAACUCUGUCAUCAGGAAGGCCGUCUCCUCCCAGGACGACGGUUGCAUCAUCGACAACCUGCUGGCUGAGAUCAGGAAAGGCUACAACCUGAAGAAGACCCGGACCCGGUCUCAGAAAGGCCGCCUGCCCCCUGCUGGCAGGACGGGGGACGGCACGCAUCACGAUCAUCACGUCAAGAUCGAACGGUCGCUGGCUUUUGACCAACCGGACCCGGACCAGUCCCCUAAAGACCAGGACCAGGACCAGUCCCCUAAAGACCAGGACCAGUCCCCUAAAGACCAGGACCAGGACCAGUCCCCUAAAGACCAGGACCAGGACCAGACCCCUAAAGAUCAGGACCAGUCCCCUAAAGACCAGGACCAAACCCCUAAAGAUCAGGACCAGGACAAGGACCAGACCCCUAAAGACCAGGACCAGGACCAGUCCCCUAAAGACCAGGACCAGACCCCUACAGACCAGGACCAGUCCCCUAAAGACCAGGACCAGUCCCCUAAAGACCAGAACCAGGACCAGUCCCCUAAAGACCAGGACCAGUCCCCUAAAGAUCAGGACCAGACCCCUAAAGACCAGGACCAGGACCAGGACCAGUCCCCUAAAGACCAGACCCAGACCCCUAAAGACCAGGACCAGGACCAGACCCCUAAAGACCAGGACCAGGACCAGACCCCUAAAGACCAGGACCAGACCCCUAAAGACCAGGACCAGGACCAGACCCCUAAAGACCAGGACCAGAUCGCUAAAGACCAGGACCAGGACCAGACCCCUAAAGACCAGGACCAGGACCAGACCCCUAAAGACCAGGACCAGACCCCUAAAGGCCAGGACCAGUCCCCUAAAGAUCAGGACCAGACCCCUAAAGGCCAGGACCAGGACCAGACCCCUAAAGACCAGGACCAGACCCCUAAAGACCAGGACCAGACCCCUAAAGGCCAGGACCAGGACCAGACCCCUAAAGACCAAGACCAGACCCCUAAAGACCAGGACCAGACCCCUAAAGACCAGGACCAGGACCCAGGCUCCUUUGAGGAGAUCACAUCGUUAGAAGUGAGGGAAGGUCUGGGUCCAGGUCCGGGUCCUGGUCCGGGUCCUGGUCCUGGUCCUGGUCCUGGUCCUGGAUCACCAGGUACCAGCUGCUGUUUCACACCUUGA
Messenger RNA from Scomber japonicus (chub mackerel), 3924 nucleotides. Its product is annotated as inverted formin-2-like. The record is from RefSeq and is a predicted model, not a curated record. NCBI's taxonomy places the organism in Eukaryota, Metazoa, Chordata, Actinopteri, Scombriformes, Scombridae. The transcript is spliced from 21 exons. The coding region runs from base 1 to 3924 and encodes 1307 amino acids. Gene Ontology annotation, molecular function: actin binding; small GTPase binding. Gene Ontology annotation, biological process: actin cytoskeleton organization.